AUGGAUAAACCGAAGCGUGAGGCCAUCUUAGACCUCGCUAAAUACGUGAACGAACGCAUUCGGGUCAAGUUCACUGGCGGACGGGAAGUGACCGGAGUGCUCAAGGGCUAUGACCAGCUACUCAACCUCGUGCUUGAUGAAGUACAAGAAAAUUUGCAAGGCCUCCCUGAGGGCCAACCGACGACACGCAAUCUAGGUCUCGUUGUCCUCAGAGGCCCAACGAUCACGCUCUUGAGUCCUGUAGACGGCUAUGAAGAAAUCGCGAACCUAACAAAUAGUCAACACCAGUAA
This is a messenger RNA of Dichomitus squalens LYAD-421 SS1, 291 nucleotides long. Its product is annotated as LSM-domain-containing protein. The coding region runs from base 1 to 291 and encodes 96 amino acids. Gene Ontology annotation, biological process: mRNA splicing, via spliceosome; nuclear-transcribed mRNA catabolic process. The record is from RefSeq and is a predicted model, not a curated record. Gene Ontology annotation, molecular function: RNA binding. Gene Ontology annotation, cellular component: U6 snRNP; U12-type spliceosomal complex; Lsm1-7-Pat1 complex. Lineage: Eukaryota; Fungi; Basidiomycota; Agaricomycetes; Polyporales; Polyporaceae. The transcript has 4 exons.